AUGCUCCAACUCCGAAGAAGCGACAUUGACAAUUGUCUCUAUCCAAAGAGCGCGAAGGUCCAUGAUCUCAUGGCCGAUCUAAUAGAUGACUACUUUGAGCAACAUCUCUCACUCUCACGGGAGGAGGCCAUUAGACUUCAUCAAGAGUACUACCGGAGCUAUGGCCUUGCCAUCGAGGGCCUAGUACGGCACCAUCAGAUUGACGCCCUCGACUACAACUCAAAGGUUGAUGAUGCGCUGCCUCUAGAAGGCGUCAUUAAACCUAGACCGGAGCUGCGCAAAUUGCUCGAGGAUAUCGACAGGAGCAAGGUCAAGCUAUGGCUCUUCACAAACGCUUACAUCACUCACGGCCGCAGGGUAGUGAAACUACUCGGAAUCGGAGAGAUGUUCGAUGGAAUCACAUUCUGCGAUUACUCCUCUGUGCCCUUUGUAUGCAAACCACACCAGGACGCUUACGAGAAGGCCAUGAAGGAGGCAGGCGUGGAUAAUUUCGAGGAUUGCUAUUUCGUUGGUGAGUAA
Phaeoacremonium minimum UCRPA7 is the source of this 519-nucleotide messenger RNA. Its product is annotated as putative pyrimidine 5 -nucleotidase protein. Gene Ontology annotation, molecular function: nucleotidase activity. The coding region runs from base 1 to 519 and encodes 172 amino acids. Gene Ontology annotation, biological process: nucleotide catabolic process; pyrimidine nucleobase metabolic process. NCBI's taxonomy places the organism in Eukaryota, Fungi, Ascomycota, Sordariomycetes, Togniniales, Togniniaceae. The transcript is spliced from 3 exons. The record is from RefSeq and is a predicted model, not a curated record.